Molecule: messenger RNA, 1630 nt
Organism: Trematomus bernacchii (emerald rockcod)
Lineage: Eukaryota; Metazoa; Chordata; Actinopteri; Perciformes; Nototheniidae
Gene: ddx39ab
Product: DEAD (Asp-Glu-Ala-Asp) box polypeptide 39Ab
Exons: 10
Coding region: 141-1424 (427 amino acids)
Biological process (GO): mRNA splicing, via spliceosome; mRNA export from nucleus
Molecular function (GO): ATP binding; RNA helicase activity; RNA binding
Source: RefSeq, a predicted model, not a curated record
CGGCGCUCGUCUAAAUCCACCAAUCGUAUCGAUGCGCUUCAGAGAAGGCGGGACUUCCGGGUACUCGUAUAAACCGACUGAGGCCUGCCCAUGCGGUUUUGAUCUGUAGUAGAGAAGCUAACAACGACAAGACCGACACAAUGGCAGAGACUGAUGUUGACAACGAGCUGCUCGACUACGAAGAGGAUGAGGAGCCUCAGGGAGCCCCAGAGAGCGCCGUCCCCGCAGGGAAGAAGGAGGUGAAGGGAUCCUACGUCUCCAUCCACAGCUCCGGGUUCAGGGACUUUCUGCUCAAACCAGAGCUGCUGCGUGCCAUCAUCGACUGCGGUUUUGAGCAUCCGUCUGAAGUCCAGCACGAGUGCAUCCCACAAGCGAUCCUGGGCAUGGACAUCCUGUGCCAAGCGAAGUCCGGUAUGGGAAAGACGGCCGUGUUCGUGCUGGCCACGCUGCAGCAGAUCGAACCUGUUGACGGACAGGUCUCUGUGUUAGUCAUGUGUCACACGCGAGAGCUGGCCUUCCAGAUCAGCAAAGAGUACGAGCGCUUCUCAAAGUACAUGUCCACGGUAAAGUGCGCCGUGUUCUUCGGAGGCAUGGCCAUCAAGAAGGACGAGGACGUGCUGAAGAAGAACUGCCCUCACAUCGUGGUGGGAACGCCGGGCCGAAUCCUCGCUCUCAUCCGGAACAAAACCCUCGCGCUGAAGAACGUCAAGCACUUCGUUCUGGACGAGUGCGACAAAAUGUUGGAGCAGCUCGACAUGAGGCGUGACGUCCAGGACAUCUUUAAGAUCACACCCCACGAGAAGCAGGUCAUGAUGUUCAGCGCUACUCUGAGCAAAGAGAUCCGACCCGUCUGCCGCAAGUUCAUGCAGGACCCCAUGGAGGUGUUCGUUGACGACGAGACUAAGCUCACGCUCCACGGCCUGGCGCAGUACUACUGCAAGCUGAAGGACAGCGAGAAGAACCGCAAACUGUUCGACCUGCUCGACGUGCUGGAGUUCAACCAGGUGGUGAUCUUCGUCAAGUCAGUGCAGCGCUGCGUGGCUCUGGCUCAGCUGCUGGUGGAGCAAAACUUCCCGGCCAUCGCCAUCCACAGAGGGAUGGCUCAGGAGGAGAGGCUGUCUCGCUACCAGCAGUUUAAGGACUUCCAGAGGCGGAUCCUGGUCGCCACCAACCUGUUCGGCAGAGGGAUGGACAUCGAGCGGGUCAACAUCGUCUUCAACUACGACAUGCCGGAAGAUUCUGACACCUAUUUGCACAGGGUUGCUCGUGCCGGUCGCUUUGGAACCAAAGGUCUGGCCAUCACCUUCGUUUCUGACGAGACCGACGCCAAGACUCUGAACGACGUGCAGGACCGCUUUGAGGUCAAUGUGGCCGAGCUGCCGGACGAGAUCGACAUCUCCUCUUACAUCGAGCAGUCCAGAUGAGUCCUCCAGCCCAGCAGAAAUCUCUUCUUCAUGGAUCUCGUGUCUUGUAUUUGGAAGUAGACGUAUCUCACUGUUGAGUCAAAAAGGCUCUGCUCUGUUCACCAACGUUUAUUUUUAUUGUCAUUUUUCUUUUUUGGGGGCGACAGGGGGGGUUGAUUUUUAAUUUGUCUUUAACUGUUGAAAUUAAAACUUUUUAUAAAAUGCCA